AUGCAGAAUCCCCAUGAACAAACCCAUAACACGCUUUUAGCGAGAAUUAUCAAUAAUAUGGAACACUUGAACGAAUCUAUUGUUGAUAUGAAUAAGAUGAUACAUCAAGCAAAUAAGAAUAAUUUAGAUAAUGAGAUGUUGGCCAAUAUGUGGGAAAGUUAUGUGAGGAACGCAGAGUACAAUUUACAAGCUACAGGAAGUCGGCAGGAAAAUUUAAAUGAGGGUGGUGAUGAGCCUAAGACCGAGGAGCAGGGGAAAAGAACCUAA
Molecule: messenger RNA, 267 nt
Organism: Lodderomyces oxycetoniae
Lineage: Eukaryota; Fungi; Ascomycota; Pichiomycetes; Serinales; Debaryomycetaceae
Gene: DAD4
Product: Dad4p
Exons: 2
Coding region: 1-267 (88 amino acids)
Biological process (GO): attachment of spindle microtubules to kinetochore
Cellular component (GO): mitotic spindle; DASH complex
Source: RefSeq, a predicted model, not a curated record